Messenger RNA from Xenopus tropicalis (tropical clawed frog), 1797 nucleotides. It is a transcript of the gene agpat5, whose product is annotated as 1-acylglycerol-3-phosphate O-acyltransferase 5. Lineage: Eukaryota; Metazoa; Chordata; Amphibia; Anura; Pipidae. Gene Ontology annotation, molecular function: acyltransferase activity. The record is from RefSeq and is marked provisional.
AUGAGCUGCAGCCAUGCUGCUUUCCGCUGUGCUGUAUACGUAUGCCCUGCGCCACAUGGUGCCCACAGCUUUCAUGCUGGGCACGGCUCCCACCUACCUACUGGCCUGGGGUUGCUGGAGGGCCCUGAGCGCCGUUCUACCCGAGCGAAUCUACCGGAGCGUGGAUGACAGACUGUACACCCUGUACCAGAGCAUGGUGCUCUUCUUCUUUCAGAAUUACACUGGGGUGGAGAUAAUCAUUUAUGGGGAUUUGCCAAAGAAGGAGAAUAUCUUAUACAUCUCCAAUCACCAGUGUACAGUUGAUUGGAUUGUUGCAGAUAUGUUGGCUGUUCAGCAAAAUGCCUUGGGACAUGUACGGUAUGUUCUGAAGGAUGGCUUGAAAUUUCUUCCCCUAUAUGGAUUUUAUUUUUCACAGCAUGGGGGACUUUAUGUCAAAAGAAGCUCAAAAUUCAAUGAAAAGAAGAUGAGAAACAAAUUGGCGUCUCAAAUUAAAGCAAAUACUAAGAUGUAUCUUGUCAUAUUUCCAGAAGGAACACGUUAUAAUCCCAACAUCCCAAAGGUCAUUGCAGACAGCCAAGCAUUUGCUAAAAAAGAAGGGCUUCCUGUAUUAAAGCAUGUGCUGACUCCGCGUGUAAAGGCAACUCAUGUUGCAAUUGAUGUAAUGCAAGAUUACCUUGAUGCAGUUUAUGAUGUAACCGUUGCAUAUGAGGGGACAAUUGGUAACGGUGGGCAAAGGAAAGAAGCUCCCUCUAUGACAGAAUUUUUGUGUAAGGAAUGUCCAAAGAUUCAUAUUCUUCUGGAACGAAUUAGUGUAAAGGAUAUUCCUAAGGAGCAGACAUUUAUGAGAAGAUGGUUGCAUGAGCGCUUUGAAGUGAAAGAUAAGGUGUUGACAGAAUUCUAUGAUUCCACAGACCCUGCAAAAAAGAAUACAUUUCCUGGGGUAGGUCAUAAUGCCAAACUGGAUUUAAAGAGGACUUUACCAUCAUUUUUGCUUUUAACUGGAGUGACUGCUGGUAUGCUUUGCACAGAAACGGGAAGAAAAGUUUAUUUGAACGCAUGGAUUUAUGGGACCCUCAUUGGAAUUAUGUGGGUCAGCAUCAAAGCCUAAACAAACUGUUUACCUCUGAUCAGCUGCAUAUUAUACCAAAACUUUAUUUUGUCAUACAUGUAGUACCUCUGCAUUUACAGCCUUUGUCUUUUUUUUAAAUAAAAAACAGGAUGUGAUUUAGCUAAACAAGUUAUUAAUCCAGCGCUAUCAACAUUUACUCCCAGCACUGUGAGAGGAUGUUUUUAAGUUACUAUUAUUGUCCUGUGUCUUUGUUCAGGUUCAGGUGUGACCCAUCUAAUGGGGUCUCAUGGUAAGGGGCUUUUUCUGGUAUUAUAAUACUGAAAUAUAUAUCUGGUUUGGGUUUAAAGCCAACCGUGAGACACAGAGCUAUGUUCUACAUUACUGCACUAGAAUUUGCUUUGGCUUGCAAUUCAUAUAGAAUAUGAAUAUUCAAUAUGAAGGUUUUCAUUUCUAGAUUUCUGAUUAGAAUUUUUAUGCUGCCUUUGACAUUUUAUAUAAAUGCUUUUAUUUUUUUUUAUUUUUUUUUGGAGCGAGCAUGUAAUGUUGCCAUUCAUACUAAAGCCUGUGCCUUUUUGGUAUGUAAUUUAUCCAGAUUUAUUUAUAAAUGCGUUUUCCCCUUGACCUCCCCACAUCAGCUAUGAGUGAUUAAUUCAACAAUUUUGGAAACUUUUUACCAGAAAAGAAACCACAUCAACAAAUCAUGGUAAUUUAUUUUAAGUUUUUAGCAU